CAGUGCCCCAGCAUGACAGUCCACUGGCCCGCCUCCAGUCGGUCCCAAAUCGCCCCUCAAAAUCCGCCCGCUGUGCGAGUCUUGCGGUGUUAGCGUCCAACAGGCUGCGCCAUAAGCUCCUGCACGCCUCCCUCGUCGCUCCUGCACGCCAUGCUUCACCUCCGCCUCUCUGUUCGCGUCUCUGCUCUGCGUGCGCGGGGCCUCGCGACUCAUGCACCCCAGCCACGCGUAGUCACCUCUGCCGUCCGCCAUGACUGGACAAAGCCGGAGAUCCAGAAGAUCUACGAUAGCCCGCUACUUGAUCUCGUUUUCAGGGCAGCGGCCGUGCAUCGGGAGCACCAUGAUCCCAGUAAAAUCCAACUGUGUACCCUCAUGAACAUCAAGACGGGCGGGUGUACUGAGGAUUGUUCGUACUGCUCACAGUCAUCCCGCUAUCAAACGGCGACACAGGCGUCUCGUCUCGUCGACAUAGAGCCUGUGCUCGAAGCAGCCCGGAAAGCCAAAGAGAACGGCAGCACCCGCUUCUGCAUGGGUGCGGCAUGGAGAGACUUGGCCGGACGCAAACGCGGUUUCGAGAAGAUCCUCCGGAUGGUACAAGAGGUCCGAGGGAUGGGUAUGGAAGUAUGCACGACGCUGGGCAUGCUGUCUCCUGAGCAGGCGAAACAGUUGAAGGAGGCUGGCCUGACAGCAUACAACCACAAUCUUGACACGUCGCGAGAGUUUUACCCUGAGGUCAUUACCACGCGCUCCUAUGACGAGCGUCUGAGCACCAUCUCGGCGGUGCGUGAGGCGGGCAUUAGCGUGUGCUCUGGUGGCAUCCUCGGCCUCGGUGAGACGGACAAGGACAGGGUCGGAUUAAUCUGGGAGGUGUCGAAUAUGCCAGAACACCCCGAGUCGUUCCCUGUCAAUGCACUGGUGCCGAUAGAGGGCACGCCGCUCGAGAACAACGAGCCCGUCCCUUACCAUACGCUACUCCGGACGGUUGCCACUGCCAGGGUAGUGAUGCCGCAGACCAUUAUUAGACUUGCCGCCGGCCGCCAGACGCUCGACGAAUCGAAGCAAGCGAUGUGCUUCAUGGCAGGUGCUAAUGCCAUCUUCACCGGCGAGCAGAUGCUCACCACACCAUGCUCUCCGUGGGACGAAGACAAAGCUAUGAUGACAAGGUGGGGCUUGGAAGGCAUGAACAGUUUCGAGCAGGUCAACGUUGCGCGGAAGGAGCAGUCGAGAGCCAGCACAGAGGCGCUUGCGGGCGAUCUGUCAACAGGAACGCGGGUCCAGUCAAGCUGUGAGUGACUUUGUCGUGUCGUCGGACAACUCUGACUGUGUCAUACAAACCGCUGCCUUGUACGUAUGACAGAACCUGACGAGGACACUCGACGCAAGAAGUCUGAUUGCAAUACUUUGUACGAAUCGAUUUGUAGCGAUAGGUAGAUGGUGCUCUAUUCAAUACAUACCACCGGUAAUGUUGCCUGGGACAUCUAUCCAGAUUGGAA
Messenger RNA from Rhodofomes roseus, 1493 nucleotides. RefSeq names its product biotin synthase. The transcript is spliced from 8 exons. Gene Ontology annotation, biological process: biotin biosynthetic process. The record is from RefSeq and is a predicted model, not a curated record. The coding region runs from base 151 to 1293 and encodes 380 amino acids. Gene Ontology annotation, cellular component: mitochondrion. NCBI's taxonomy places the organism in Eukaryota, Fungi, Basidiomycota, Agaricomycetes, Polyporales, Fomitopsidaceae. Gene Ontology annotation, molecular function: 2 iron, 2 sulfur cluster binding; biotin synthase activity.